GACAUGGCUUGUCCGAUAAAUUUGAUAGUGUGAACAGGUUGAACUGCUGUUCAAGCUCACUUCAAACUUGCAUAUAAACGGUAUCAUGUAUCAAUGAAGAAUGAGGUAGAAAGAAGAAGUGUCAAAAUCAAAACAAAAAAUAAAAAAUAAUCAACAAAUAAGAAGUUCCAUGAAUUAAAAACAGUCCAAACUUUUAUUUAAUUUAAUUUCAUUUCAAUAAUUUUAAUAAAAUGGAAACUACAACAAAUGACGAUAACAAUUUAGAACCUUUAGCCAAACUAAUUGCAACAAAUUCCGUUCCCGAAUUAACUUACAUUUGUCGAAUUUGUCUUUGUGAAGCAAACGAUGGUAGCAAAAAGAUAAGCUCUAAAAUGCGUAUAUUUAGCAAGACUCAAGAAAUACGAUUUCUUAUUCAAGAAUCAACUGGAGUUGAUAUUAUUGACCAAGAAUUCUUACCAAAUUUUAUUUGCGAAAAAUGCUUAAAAACUUUAACAGCUUGGUGCGAAUUACGUUUCCAAGCGAAACGUUCCGAUGAGAUUCUUACAAAUUACUUAUUGAAUCUUAGUAAUACUCUGGACAGCAAUCCAUUGCCAAAUACCAAUUUUGUCAUUCAUUUGAAAGGGGACAAAAUUAGUUUGGUACCCUCAGAAACUAUUGAUCAAAUUGAAGGUUUUGAGAUUUCUGUUUUAAAAGAGAAAUCACAAAUUGUGGGAUUUGUCUUUCACUGUGCCUCUUGUACAAUGUCAUUUACAAAUCAAUUAGAUUUGGACAAACAUGCCGAAGAACAUUCACGAUAUAGAAAAAAAGCUAAAUUCUACAAAUGUGAACUUUGUAAUAAAAUGUUUACAUUCCAACGUGGUUUGGAUUUUCACAAGAAACGUAAUCAUUCUGCAGAUAGAAAGAAAAAUCAAUGUGGUGAAUGUGGAAGGGAUUUUAUAACACCAAAAGUUUUACAGCGUCAUCAGAAUUUGAUUUGUGUGCCGAAAGAAUUGAUAGAAAAAUGUAGAAUUGCACCAAUGAAUGUGGAUUUGGAGGAAAUCACAGCAGUGUGUGAAAAGGCAAUGAUGGAGACAAAAUUCUCUUGUGUUUUGUGCAAAGAGAUAUUUUAUGAAAAUCAUCUUUUAAAUAAAUAUUUCUCUUCACAGAAUUUCAAAAACCACAAUGCAUUCGUUCAACAUUUUUCUACGCACAACGACAACCUACGCUGUUCUAUUUGUCAUAAAGAUUUAUUAAAUGUUACUCUCCUAGAAAGGCAUGUGCGAGUGCAUUUGCGUGAAAAAGUUUAUACCUGUCCGAUUUGUUCUCGAUCGUUUUAUCGAAGAAACACCAUGCAAGAGCAUGUAGUAAAUCACGUCAAAAGUUUAGAGGCAUACAGGUGUAAUGAGUGUCGAAAAGAAUUUUUUACAUUAAAAGAAUUCAAAAAACAUAUUCAAAAGCAUUUUUUAGCAGCGGACAAAGCAAGAAAAGCAAGUAGGAGAAAUGAUCGUUUGAAUAUUGACAAAGUAGAAAAAGAUGAUAUCAAUGAAUUCGAUUCAAAUAGUUUAAAUAAAGAUGAAUCGAUGAUGAAUGCAACAACUUUGGAAAAGCCUUUGGAAGAAGAAAAACAAUCCGAAGGCGAAACAUCAAAUAUAGCAGAAGUUCAUAAGCCUUUAAAAGUGGAAAUGCAUUUACCACCAAUUGAACUUUUUGAUUCCAACGAACAUUUUCAAAUAAUAAAAACUGAAAGGGAAUCGCCUAAUCCAAUGGAGUCAGAUAUUCCAACACACUUUGAGCAUUCUAAUGAAAUCCAAGGAAUUGAAAAACCAAAACUGGAUGUGUCCUCCGAAGAAGAAAACGUCGACGAUGACGCUGAAUCAGAUGAUGAUUACUUAACAACACUUUCAAAGUCGAAUACUCAAGUCAGUGAAUUUGAUUCAGAAAAACAUGACGAAGCUCUUCUCGAUUUAUGUAAAGUAAAAUGCCAUAUACCUGGUUGCCAACAGGAAUUUUCAAGCUUUCAAAACACGGUUGUUCAUUUUUCUGAAAAACAUCUUUCCAAACAAGCACCUUUUGAAUGCGAAAUGUGCUUUCAAAAGUUUCAUUCGAAAUUAUCAAUUAAGCUUCAUAUAAAAGAUUAUUACACAUUUAAGUGUCCAGUUUGUUCAAAAAUGCAACCAAACUUUUCCUCAUUGAACAAACACAUUAAGGGUUAUCACCUAACAAAUCGAUUCAAAUGUUCACACUGUGACAAAACUUUUGGCAUACAAAAUGCACUCAAAUGUCAUGAGCUCACUCAUAAAGGUACAAAAGAAUUCAAAUGCGAUCUUUGUGAGAAAGAGUUUUACUCUAAAAAUGGUUUAUACUUGCAUCAGAAAAGUCAUAAGUUUAUAAAGGAAUUACAAUGUUUGAGUUGUGGUAUACAAUUGGCAAGUAAAAGUCGACUGGCGAGGCAUGUUAAUAAAUGCGUUCAUAAAAAAAGAUGGAAAAGGGAUUAAAAAUAGAAGGAUAUCUUCUGAGGAAGGAACGGACUUUUGAACGAAAAAUGAUAUUUCAAAAAAGAAAUUCUCCUAUUUAAUUCUUAAUUUAUUUAGUACAUAUAAAUUAUUUUUUCUAAAUCAACUUGUAUUCUUAAAUUAAAAACCUAGAUUAAAUUUACUUAUAUUAAACUUAAAUUAAACCAUUAAAUUAAUAAAACUAGCUAUUCUCUUUAUACACGAAUUACAUAUAUCAAAAAACAUAUCGAUACCUUCCCGUAAGAAUGUAUUAAGCGACAUUUUUUUCGAAAAUGACUUUUUGAUGUAGAAAUAUACUACGAAUUAAGCGCCACGUUUUGGUACCAUUUUGGUUGUUCUAUCAUGUAUACAAAUGAAACUAGAGCGAAUAAAAUUGUGCA
Episyrphus balteatus (marmalade hoverfly) is the source of this 2872-nucleotide messenger RNA. RefSeq names its product zinc finger protein Xfin-like. Bases 231 to 2474 code for a protein of 747 amino acids. The transcript is spliced from 6 exons. Gene Ontology annotation, cellular component: nucleus. Gene Ontology annotation, molecular function: zinc ion binding. The record is from RefSeq and is a predicted model, not a curated record. Lineage: Eukaryota; Metazoa; Arthropoda; Insecta; Diptera; Syrphidae.